AUGGACGUUGACAGUCGUCCAGCUCAGCCGGAGCCCUCAACGUCAGCCAGCUUGGUGGACACCGCCUCUUCGCUGCGUGCCGCCGCCCUACUCUCUAGGAAACGUCGCAAAGUCGCAGCUACGGAAGCUUCGCCCCGCCGCGCUCCCGAACCAAGCUUACAACUCGAUUACGGGCAGGAAGACUCGUCGAUGUCGACAUCAGGUUAUGCUAUACCGCUAGCAGGCACCAAGGGUCCACCCAAUACUACAUCCACAACCAAGAAGACACCAGACACUGAACAAGACGGACAACGGGAAGAAGGUGAAAUCAGUGAUACGGAGACUUCGCCAGCACCGACCGAGACGCUUCCACCAUCUCACACGCCUUCACUUCGCGACUCCGACACCAUCUCACCAUCAGAACCGGGCCCCUCGUGGCAGGAUGCGCACCAUCUCGCCGCGAAUGAACCGUUCGUUCUCGAAACCCCUACUUACCGGCUUGACUCCUCCCAUGUCCGACCUGGGCUGACUAUAACUCAGCAGGAGUACGAUACUGCAAAAGAUCUCGUACUGGACCUUUUGGGCUGGGGUGUACCUCCAGAAUAUCUUCUAGAGUACGGCAUAAGCCGUCAUAUGAUAUACUACGUGUUUACCGAACUCAACCUGCGACUCCCCGACAAUUUGGACACCAGUGACCUAGUCCCGUACCCGACACCAGAAAUGCUAGUGGCGUUCUCAGUCUCUCAGUCGUCUCCAACAACUCCUUGGUCGUUCCGUUCAUCAUCAUCCGCCGCCGCAAUGCCUCCCCCACCUAUCGUUCCUGUUCGGGAUUUCCUCAUGGAGAAUGUUGCAGAUCGAACCGAAGACAGCCUCAUGCUAUCUCCCAACCGAUCGCCUAUAGAAAUUAAGGCGGAACCAAGUUCUCCAUCUCCGAUUGACCUGUCCCUACAUGCCAUAGAACGACAACGGCGCCAAGAGUUACUCGCUCGUAAAGCUGCCAUCGCUUCCCGACGUGCCAGGCAAGGCGAUCUAGAGGUUGCUAUCUCGCCGUCAGGCAAAGUUCUUGGGCUUGCUGCUGUCCCCUCUCAGUCCGUGGAUGAAUUCCUCAAGACAAUCGAGUCCAGCCAUCCUGAGAACUCUGAUAAAGGCGAACGCAGUUCUCCCCAUCCUUCCCAGAAAGUGAGGAGUUCUGAGAGUAUGGACGUUGACGAGCCCAUCCCCGGCCUUACCGGUGAUCCGGCGGAUGAUUCUACACCGUCAACAAGCUCGCGGACAGCGCAGACAGCGUCUCCCGCGAUGCCAGACUCCAUCACCCAGACAGAGCCCAACCUGCCUGCAGUUGUCCCUCCAGGGUCGUCAUCAGACGCUCUGAGAAAUACUGCUUCUCGUCUCGGACUGCCCUCAUUGACUCCCUCUGCAGAUACGGUUGACGAUCCACCUGCUCUGCUGCGCCAACGACUGAGCAUCGACUCGGACGAAGCCAACUCUCACCGUCGGGGAUUCAAACGGCCAGUCGCAGCCGACUUUGUCGAUAAUGAUUCUGGGUCGUCAUCGCGCAACCAUGGGAAUUCUUCCUCCAAUGGCUACGCUAAUGGUAGUGGUUCUCAACUGCUCAAACGCAAAACGGGAAGUUUCGCUGGCGUCAACAUGAGACGAUGCGUUAUCGAAUUGAGUGAUAGCGAGGAUGAUGGAGAUGGCAGGCUGCGCGCACAAGCUAUCCACCCCAACGGCCGUGAAUACUCCCCGGCUGUUGUAGCUGCUCCCGUUCACUACUCGUCGCGACCCAGGACAACUACGACGCCUCCUAUAGCCUCGUCUUCCGGGAGUGCACAGUCAGCUGGGUUAACGGCUCCGCCUCCUUCGGCCCUCUUGGAGAAGGAAGAGGAGAUCAAGAAGAUGCGUCAGCUCAUCGCUGAGAGAGAAGAAAUGAGGUUGCGCAAGCUAGCUGUGUCCACACCUGUUGUCCAACAACCGGCAAAUACAAGUACACCACCAGCACGACAAAAUCCAUCCAAGCAAGAUGAUACAUCCUCGACAUCCCUCAGAUCGAGAGAUCCAUCUUCAUGUUCAUUAGAUCCGGAGACUCAGCUACCUAUUUCAAAUGUGACGAGUACAGCACGGGGUUCGUAUACGUCCGACUUUUCUGAAACCUCGCGACAGUGGCUUCUUUGA
Pisolithus orientalis is the source of this 2151-nucleotide messenger RNA. RefSeq lists its product as uncharacterized. The record is from RefSeq and is a predicted model, not a curated record. The transcript has 4 exons. Bases 1 to 2151 code for a protein of 716 amino acids. Lineage: Eukaryota; Fungi; Basidiomycota; Agaricomycetes; Boletales; Pisolithaceae.